This is a messenger RNA of Sorex fumeus (smoky shrew), 1265 nucleotides long. It is a transcript of the gene CDK2AP2, whose product is annotated as cyclin dependent kinase 2 associated protein 2. The record is from RefSeq and is a predicted model, not a curated record. Bases 454 to 837 code for a protein of 127 amino acids. Gene Ontology annotation, cellular component: nucleus; microtubule; cytoplasm. Gene Ontology annotation, biological process: regulation of microtubule cytoskeleton organization; negative regulation of G1/S transition of mitotic cell cycle. Lineage: Eukaryota; Metazoa; Chordata; Mammalia; Eulipotyphla; Soricidae. The transcript has 4 exons.
CCGGGGGCGGCACGCAGCGCCGCGAGGGGACGGCACGGGCGGAAGCCCCCCCGCCCCCGAGCACGCACCGCCGCGGCCCGCGGGCCCCCCGCCUGCCGGGCCCCGGGACUAAUCGCCGGGAGAGCGCGCCGGCCCGGGCCGCGAACUCGCCAAUUGUGGAGGGCGUCGGCCCGCGCCCAAUCGGGAACAGACAGGUGCGAGGUCCGGAAGGCGGCGGCCAAUCAGCGGCGGUUGCGAUCCGUGGGGGCAGGCCCCGGCCAAUGAGGACGCGCGAGUGACAUCCAGGCGCACCAAUCGGGAGUAAGGGAGCCUGCCCGCCCGCCCGCCCUUCCGGCCCGAGCUCUAUUUACCAGGGGCGUGCAAGCCGCUUGCCAAUCGGAUCGCGGCUGCGCGGCCCGGCAGCCAACCCCGGAGGAGCGGCCGGCCGGCGUCCGCCGCACCCAGGAGUUGGGGAUGUCCUACAAACCCAUCGCCCCCGCCCCCAGCAGCACCCCCGGCUCCAGCACCCCCGGGCCCGGGACCCCGGUCCCUACAGCCGGGAGCGUCCCCUCGCCGUCGGGCUCGGUGCCGGGAGCCGCGGCCCCUUUCAGGCCCCUGUUUAAUGACUUCGGGCCGCCCUCCAUGGGUUACGUGCAGGCCAUGAAGCCUCCGGGCGCGCAGGGCUCGCAGAGCACCUACACGGACCUGCUCUCCGUCAUAGAGGAGAUGGGCAAGGAGAUCCGGCCCACCUACGCGGGCAGCAAGAGCGCCAUGGAGCGCCUGAAGAGAGGCAUCAUCCAUGCCCGGGCCCUAGUCAGAGAGUGCCUGGCGGAGACAGAGCGCAACGCCCGCACGUAACCCGCUGGGACCUGCCCGCCUGUGCAGCUGCCGCCGUCACCGCCGCCUGGACGUCUCCCGGCCACCGCAGGGCGUCUGCUUCUCCCUGGCCUUCACCCCGAGUCGCACUGCCCAGCCUGGGCCUCCUGACCAGUGUCCGGCAGUGGGUGCCCUCCAGAAUCCAGGGAGCAGUGCUUCACAGGGACCCCCACCCCGGUUAGCUGCCCGGCCGUGUGCGUCCACCACCCCUACCCCCAGACCUGCGGACAGUGGUGGAGGUGGUGGACACUUGCUCCUGGCCCCGUCCCCACCACUGGCCCUGCCCCUGCCCCCUCCCCCAGCCGGCCCUGCCACCUCCCUGCCUUGUCUCCUGGGCCACAGUCACUCUUUUCUCAGUGUGUCUUUUGCUAAAUAUGCCCUUUUUUUCUAUAAAUAAAGGAUAAUUUGGA